AUGAAUGCCUCGAGGCCCUUGGUUCUUGCAGCCUGGCGGUGCAAGCUGCUACGGGAUGCUGCUGCAAUGAUGGUGGGCUUGGGCCUGGUGAUUGCAGGCAUGCAGGGCACAAAGGUGAUGCAGGGCUGGCUCAGCACACAUGUUCCCUGCCCUUGGCAGAGAUCUGGGGAGCUGUGCACGGUCUUGCCCUACUUGCUCAACCAGAAGCGCUCUUCGGACCUGCCUUACGAGCGGUGCUGGCUCGAAGCCGAAGAUGGGGAGCGAUUUGCCUUCGACUGGGUCUUCCCUCCCACCGGCUUUGAUCCCCAGAGGCCGGUGUUGGUGCUCCUCACGGGCUUGGCUCCCAAUCAGCACUGGACAGCAGCUGCUGGAUUUAUAGCAGAUGCGGCAUGGCACUUUACGCAUCGUGCGAACAUGACUGUUGUGGUUCUCGUUGCUCGAGGAACUAUGGAUACUCAAGUGAACAAGAACCUCUUCCAUGGUGCACGUGUCACCGACCUCCGACAAAUGUUGGAGUUCACGCAGCACCCAAGCUUGGAUUUUUCUAUCGCAGGCAUCAAGCCGAAGAUCUUUGCUGCAGGCUAUUCGAUGGGUGCUAUCAUUUUGGCAAACUACUGUGGUCACUAUGACAAAGACCCGCUGAUUGCUGGUGGCAUCCAUUUCUCAGGUUUGCAUGAUGCCGCUUUCAACAUGAACUUCAAGUACUCAGAGGAAACAUGGCAGGCCUACUUGGCUUACAAUCUCAAGUGGACGAUUGCUGUUUCUGCCCAGGAGGAGGCAUCCAAACGUGGUGUGGACAUGAACCGCAUCAUGUCUGGGAAGGUGGCCAGUGUGGUUGAUAUAGACAAGGACUUCGUUUCGGUCUACAAUGGCUAUGAUGGUGUCCUGGACUACUACCGGGACUUGAGCCUGGCGUCCGAUGACAAAUGGAGAAAUGUCAGCAUACCGCUGCUAGCUGUGGCUGCCCGAGAUGACCCAAUCACCCACUGUGAUGCUUUGAGGGCCAAAGAGUUCUCGGCAGACAAUCACAACCUGCUCUUCCUCAUCACCGAUCGAGGCGGCCACGUCGGCUGGCCAAGGGGCGUGCGGCCCUGGAAGCAUGGCUGGGAUUUCAUCAAUGAGGUGCAUGCUGCGCCCACAUUAAAAAAUCCAUACUCCAGAACUUACCAGUGGUCGAAUUGUGGAUGUGGGUUGCUGGUUUCAGGCCAUCCAGGUCUUCAUUCAAAGCACAGAUGGCUGAGCUCAACAAGUCUGUACAGCCGUAUAUUACAUACUUCUCUCUGCCGGAUUUCAACCUUUAGCAAGACCUGGAAUCAUGGUCUUCAAGUCUUUUGCAGCUGCAAUGGCACACUUUGUUUGCACUUUGUGCCCUUGCAAGAGACUCUGUUAGCUAUUCAGAAAGACUCGCCUUGA
Molecule: messenger RNA, 1413 nt
Organism: Durusdinium trenchii
Lineage: Eukaryota; Dinophyceae; Suessiales; Symbiodiniaceae
Source: the annotation of a GenBank genome assembly